Messenger RNA from Cornus florida, 2766 nucleotides. Its product is annotated as QWRF motif-containing protein 2. Lineage: Eukaryota; Viridiplantae; Streptophyta; Magnoliopsida; Cornales; Cornaceae. The record is from RefSeq and is a predicted model, not a curated record. Gene Ontology annotation, molecular function: microtubule binding. Gene Ontology annotation, cellular component: centrosome; cytoplasm; nuclear microtubule. The transcript has 6 exons. Gene Ontology annotation, biological process: spindle assembly; centrosome cycle. The coding region runs from base 456 to 2408 and encodes 650 amino acids.
CACCCUUGAAUCUCAAUUUGAACUAAAAAAACUGGUUUUGUUUAGCGUAACGUCUCUCCUAAGAUUCACAAAACCCCAUAGAGUCAUAGACCCACAAAUGCCCACCUAAGGACUGUGUACGAAACAUUAUACGCCCCCAAUUCCCAUCCCCCAACGACUCUCUCUCUCUUCGCCGGAGAGAAAUAGAACAUCACUUCUGCCAAGCUUUCUCUCUCUUGGGACUUAGUUUCUCUCUCUAAACAGUAGUGUUUUGUGUGGCGUGUAUCUUUAAAAUGUGGAAUCCUCUACAGAUCCAUUAUGGGGUUUCGAGUUAUACUGGGAUUUCUUGAUUUUUUUUGCAGGUUCUGGCUAUGGAGAGAGACAGAGACUAGUGGGGUUUGUGGGUGAGUCUGUUUUGUGGGAGACGACAAUGUGAGGUGAGUCCUCAAUCUCUAGUUCGUGUAUGUGUGUGUGUGAUGAUGGUGGCUGCUAUUGCUGAAGCAGCUUCGACGACUGACCCACAAAACCCCAAAACCACCUCGCAAGAUGCGACCCAGGAGAACCCAAGAAGACCCCCAUUGUUGCCUUCCGAGAGAGACAACGGGGUUGGUCCCAAAAGACCCAAAUCGAGACAGGUCCCUUCAAGAUACAUGUCUCCUUCACCUUCCACAUCAAUAUCUUCAUCGUCUUCUUCAUCUAGAAGAUGCCCAUCUCCUCUCGUUUCAAGAAAUUCCACAGUAGCCUCGAACACGCCGGCUUCUCUGCCCAAACGGUCGGUGUCAGUGGACAGGAGGCGGCCUGUGGCUUCUCGAACCCUCACGCCUGUUCUCGAUUCCAAAUCGAGUAAUGCCGGUGAAGUUUCAGCUGCUACAAAGCUGCUAGUCACUUCUACCCGGAGUUUGUCAGUUUCAUUUCAGGGUGAAGCGUUUUCGCUUCCGAUUAGCAAAACUAAGGUGGCUCCACCGUCGCCGAAUUUGAGCAAUGUGAGGAAGGGUACGCCGGAGAGGAGGAGGACUAGUACCCCAUCGAGAGGGAAGGUUGAUGGUGCUGGGGAUCAGGUGGAGAAUUCAAAGCCAGUCGAUCAGCAUCGGUGGCCGGGGAGAACCCGGCGACCGAAUCCAUUGUCAAGGAGUUUAGAUUGUAGUGCUGUUGAGAAGAAGAUGCCCAUUGGAUCUGGGAAUGUCCUUAAGGCAUUCCAGCAAUCGAUGAUUGUUGAGAGUAGAAGGGCAUCGUUUGAUGGAAGAUUGAGUCUUGAUUUGGGCAAUGCUGAGAUGUUGAAAGCAAUUCGACAAGCCCCAGAUGGGAAUUCGGUAAAUGAGUCAUCUGUGCCUUCUGAUCUCACUGCAUCUGAUUCAGAUAGCGUUUCUUCAGGUAGUACUUCAGGAAUGCAGGAUAGUGGUGGAGUUGGCCAAGGACGAAGUGGGAAUCGCGGAAUUGUUGUUUCUGCGAGGUUUUGGCAGGAGACAAACAGCAGGUUGAGGCGGCUGCAGGAUCCGGGUUCACCAGUGUCCACAAGCCCUGGGUCAAAAAUGGUAAUCCCACCAAGGCUUGUUCAAUCAAAAAAGUUCCCAAAUGAUAAUUCAUUGUCAUCUCCAAGAACAAUGUCUUCUCCCCGAACGAUGUCUUCUCCUGUUAGGGGAGGCAUUAGACCUGCGUCGCCCAGUAAGCUCAUGACAUCAAUGAUAUCAUCUCCAUCAAGGGGAAUUGCUAGUCCAUCUCGGGUCAGAAAUGGAAUUGCAGGCACCAUUAGUAGUAAUUUUGGUGAGAUGCCUUCGGUUCUUAGUUUUGCUGUUGAUGUUCGGAGGGGAAAGGUGGGGGAGAAUCGCAUGGUUGAUGCACACCUGUUGAGGCUUCUGUAUAAUCGGCACUUGCAAUGGCGGUUUGUAAAUGCUAGGACAGAAGCCGCGUUGUUGGUGCAGAAACAUAGUGCAGAGAGAAAUCUGUGGAAUGCAUGGAUAACGAUCUCAGAUCUACGUGAUUCGGUCACCAAAAAAAGACACAGGUUACAAUUGCUGAGGCAAAAAUUGAAGCUAGCCUCCAUUCUGAAGGGACAAAUAAUGUGUUUGGAAGAUUGGGCUUCUUUAGAUAAAGACCUCUCAAUUUCUUUGCUCGGAGCAAUUGAGGCUCUGAAGGCUACCACUCUUCGUCUUCCCAUUGUUGGAGGAGCAAUUGCUGACAUCGGAAGCAUGAAGGAUGCUAUCAGUUCAUCAGUUGAUGUGAUGCAGGCAAUGGCAUCCUCGAUAUGCUUAUUCUUGUCGAAGGUGGAGGAAGUAAAUUCUUUGGUGGCUGAACUUGCCAAAGUGACUGCGAAAGAGCGUGCUUUGCUUGAACAAUGCAAAAAUUUCUUGUCCGUGUUAGCAGCCAUGCAGGUUAAAGACUGUAGUCUGAGAACGCAUAUAGUACAGCAUAAUCGUGUACGUACAGCCUGACAACACGUGUGUAGAACUAAUCUUACUUGACUAUCUACUCCAAAUGCUAACAUCACACCGAACUUCUCAACCUAGCAGAGCACCGGAGGUGGCACUGGAGGUAAUAAGGAUGAAAAUGACUAGUUUUGGCAUAUUGAUUGGCAUUUUUGGAACCUGUGGAGGCAUAUUUUCUGUCAAGUAUUCCAAGUAUCUUCGUGGUCGAAAUAUUGUAGGAAUUGGUCUUCUCCUCCGACUAAUUUUCUGUAUACGCAUACUUUUCUCCUUUCUUGAAGGAAAAAGCAAAAACUGAUGUAUAUAUAUGUAAUAUCUGGAUUAUUGUUAUUUAGCAGUUGGAAAACAUUCUUGUCUGUGUGUGUCA